Messenger RNA from Diceros bicornis minor, 4288 nucleotides. It is a transcript of the gene SNED1, whose product is annotated as sushi, nidogen and EGF like domains 1. Lineage: Eukaryota; Metazoa; Chordata; Mammalia; Perissodactyla; Rhinocerotidae. Gene Ontology annotation, molecular function: protein binding; calcium ion binding. The transcript is spliced from 31 exons. The record is from RefSeq and is a predicted model, not a curated record. Gene Ontology annotation, biological process: cell-matrix adhesion. Bases 1 to 4245 code for a protein of 1414 amino acids.
AUGUCACGCGGCGCCGCCUGGGCGCUGAUCUUGGCCGUGGCCCUGGGGCUCCGGGCGCGCGGGGUGCGCGGCGCGGUGGCGCUCGCCGACUUCUACCCAUUCGGCGCGGAGCGCGGCGACGCUGUCACCCCCAAGCAGGACGACGGCGGCUCGGGGCUGCGGCCGCUGUCCGUGCCCUUCCCGUUCUUCGGCGCGGAGCACUCCGGACUCUACGUGAACAAUAACGGGAUCAUCUCCUUCCUGAAGGAGGUUUCUCAGUUCACCCCCGUGGCCUUCCCCAUCGCCAAGGACCGCUGCGUGGUGGCAGCCUUCUGGGCGGAUGUGGACAACCGGCGAGCAGGGGACGUGUACUACCGGGAGGCCACCGACCCAGCCACACUGCGCAGAGCCACGGAAGACGUCAGGCGCUACUUCCCCGAGCUCCCGGGCUUCUCUGCCACCUGGGCUUUCAUAGCCACCUGGUACCGCGUGACCUUCUUUGGAGGCAGCCCCUCCUCCCCUGUCAACACGUUCCAGACCGUGCUCAUCACUGACGGCAAGUUCUCUUUCACCAUCUUCAACUAUGAGUCCAUCACGUGGACCACAGGCACACACGCCAGCAGUGGGGGCGACUCCAGUGGCCUGGGGGGCAUCGCGGCCCAGGCCGGCUUCAACGCGGGAGACGGGCGGCGCUACUUCAGCAUCCCCGGCUCGCGCACAGCGGACAUAGCGGAGGUGGAGACCACCACCAACGUGGGCGUGCCCGGGCGCUGGGCGUUCAGAAUCGAUGAUGCCCAGGUGCGCGUGGGGGGCUGCGGCCAUACAACCUCUGUGUGCCUGGCCCUGCGCCCGUGCCUCAAUGGCGGCAAGUGCAUUGACGACUGCAUCACAGGCAACCCCUCCUAUACCUGCUCCUGCCUCUCGGGCUUCACGGGGAGGAGGUGCCACCUAGAUGUGAACGAGUGUGCUUCUGACCCAUGUCGGAACGGAGGGACCUGCACACACGGUGUCAACAGCUUCAGCUGCCAGUGCCCAGCUGGUUUUGAGGGACCCACAUGUGAAACAGCACAAUCUCCAUGUGACGCCAAAGAGUGUGAGAAUGGCGGCUGGUGCCAGGCAAAGGGCGGCUCAGCAGUGUGCGUGUGCCAGGCCGGCUACACGGGCGCAGCCUGCGAGACAGACGUGGACGAAUGUGGCUCUGGCCCAUGCCUGAAUGGAGGGUCAUGCAUCGACCUGGUGGGGAAUUUCACCUGCCUGUGCACAGAGCCCUUCGAGGGACCUCGCUGCGAGACAGGAAGCCACCCAGGGCCCGAUGCCUGCCUCUCAGCCCCCUGCCAGAACGGAGGCACCUGUGUGGAUGCAGAUCAGGGCUAUGUGUGUGAAUGCCCCGAAGGCUUCAUGGGCCUCAACUGCAGGGAGAGAACCCCUGAUGACUGUGAGUGCCGCAACGGUGGCAGAUGCCUGGGGGCCAACACUACCCUCUGCCAGUGCCCCCCAGGCUUCUUUGGACUCCUCUGCGAAUUUGAAGUCACAGCCACGCCCUGCAACAUGAACACACAGUGCCCCGAUGGGGGCUACUGCAUGGAGUACGGCGGGAGCUAUCUCUGCGUCUGCCACACUGACCACAACGUCAGCCACUCGCUGCCCUCACCCUGCGACUCGGACCCCUGCUUCAACGGAGGUUCCUGUGACGCCCACGACGACUCCUACACGUGCGAGUGCCCUCGCGGGUUCCACGGCAGGCACUGCGAGAAAGCCCGGCCACGCCUGUGCAGCUCGGCGCCCUGCCGGAAUGGGGGCACGUGCAAGGAGGCAGGCGGCGAGUACCACUGCAGCUGCCCCUUCCGCUUCACUGGGAGGCACUGCGAGAUCGGGAAGCCAGACUCGUGCGCCUCAGGCCCCUGUCACAACGGCGGCACCUGCUUCCACUACAUCGGCAAAUACAAGUGCGAUUGUCCCCCAGGCUUCUCCGGGCGGCACUGCGAGAUAGCCCCCUCUCCCUGCUUCCGGAGCCCAUGUGUGAAUGGGGGCACCUGCGAGGACCUGGGCACAGAUUUCUCCUGCCGCUGCCCAGCAGGGUACACAGGACGCUGGUGCCAGGCGGAAGUGGACUGCGGCCCCCCCGAGGAGGUGAAGCACGCUACGCUGCGCUUCAACGGUACCCGGCUGGGCUCGGUGGCCCUAUACGCAUGUGACCAAGGCUACAGCCUGAGCACCCCCAACCACAUCCAAGUCUGCCAGCCGCAGGGUGUCUGGAGCGAGCCUCCCCAGUGCCACGAAAUUGAUGAGUGCCGAUCCCAGCCGUGCCUGCAUGGGGGCUCCUGCCAGGACCGUGUCGCUGGGUACCUGUGCAUCUGCAGUGCGGGGCAUGAAGGAGCCCACUGUGAGCUGGAGACAGAUGAGUGCCGGGCGCAGCCCUGCAAAAAUGGAGGCUCCUGUAGGGACCUCCCAGGGGCCUUUGUCUGCCAGUGCCCCAAAGGCUUCGCUGGAGUCCACUGUGAGAUAGAGGUGGACGCCUGCGACUCCAGCCCCUGCCAGCAUGGAGGCCAGUGCGAGAAUGGCGGUGGGGCCUACCUGUGCGUCUGCCCAGAGGGCUUCUUCGGCUACCACUGCGAGACAGUGAGUGACCCCUGCUUCUCCAGCCCCUGUGGGGGCCGCGGCUACUGCCUGGUCAGCAAUGGCUCCCACAGCUGCACCUGCAAAGUGGGCUACACGGGCAAGGACUGUGCCAAAGAGCUCUUCCCACCAACGGCCCUCAAGGUAGAACAAGUAGAGGAGAGCGGGGUCUCCAUUUCCUGGCGCCCACCCGAAGGCCAGGCUGCCAGGCAGAUGCUCGAUGGCUACGCGGUCACCUACGCCUCCCCCGACGGCUCCUACCGCCGCACAGACUUUGUGGACCAGAGCCGCUCCUCACACCAGCUCCGGGCCCUGGCGGCUGGCAGGGUCUACAACAUCUCUGUCUUCUCAGUCAAGCGCAAUGCCAACAACAAGAAUGACAUCAGCAGGCCAGUGGUGCUGCUCACUCGCACGCGACCCCGCCCUGUCGAGGGCCUUGAGGUCACCAAUGUGACAGCCAGCACCAUCUCAGUGCGGUGGGCUUUGCACAGGAUCCGUCACGCCACCGUCAGCAGCGUCCGUGUGUCCAUCCGUCACCCCGAGGCCCAGGAGGACCAAUCCACUAAUGUGGACAGGAGUGUGGACAGGCUCACGUUGGGGGCCCUGCUGCCAGGAAGGAGAUACACCAUGUGGGUGACCGCCCUCAGUGGGCUCGGGGCACAGGAGCAUCCCACCGAGAGCCUGGCCUCGGCCCCGCUGCAUGUGUGGACCCGGCCUCUGCCGCCAGCAAACCUGACCGCCACCCGAGUCACAGCCACCUCUGCCCACGUGGUCUGGGAUGCCCCCACUCCAGGCACCUUGCUGGAGGCGUAUGUCAUCAACGUGACCACCAGCCAGAGCACCAAGAGCCGCUAUGUCCCCAACGGGAGGCUGACAUCCUACACGGUGCGGGACCUGAUGCCUGGGCGGCGGUACCAGCUCUCAGUGACGGCCGUACAGAGUGCGGAGGGCGACCAGCUGCACAGCGAGCCCGCCCACCUCUACAUUAUCACCUCCCCGAGGGACGGUGCUGACAGACGCUGGCACCGGGACGGACUCCACCCACGGGUGCUCAGAAACAGACCUCCCCCUAUGCGCCUGCCAGAGCUGCGCCUGCUCAGCGACCACGGCGCCCCCGAAACACCGACCCAGGCCCCCAGGUUCUCAGAGCUUGUGGACGGCAGAGGACGAGUGAGUGCCAGGUUCGGUGGCUCACCCAGCAAAUCAGUCACUGUGAGAUCGCAACCCACGGCUCUGGUGCUACCCGAGAACACGGAGGAGGCCCCCGAGCAGGUCAGCCUGGCCCUCCAGCUCCCCGAACGCAGCGGCAACAAGGACAUGGAAAACGCCCCCACGAACUGUUCAGAAAAUUCCUGUCAGAACGGAGGCACCUGCGUGCCAGGCAUGGACACCCACAGCUGUGACUGUGGCCCAGGCUUCAAAGGCAGACGCUGCGAGCUUGCCUGUAAAAAGGUGCCCCAGCCCUGCACGCGGCUGUUCUCGGAGACAAAGUCCUUUCCGGUCUGGGAAGGAGGCAUCUGUCACCACGUGUACAAAAGAGUCUACAAAGUGCACCAGGACGUCUGCUUCAAGGAGAGCUGUGAGAGCACGAGCGUCAGGAAGACCCCAAACAGGAAACAAAGUAACAGUCCAACACUGAAGAAAUCUUAAGGUACGUUCCCCACCACAGCCACCAAGCUGCUGGGAGGUCGGA